Molecule: messenger RNA, 1274 nt
Organism: Cuscuta campestris
Lineage: Eukaryota; Viridiplantae; Streptophyta; Magnoliopsida; Solanales; Convolvulaceae
Source: the annotation of a GenBank genome assembly
CUAAAGUCCAUGAAUGGAUGAGGGUGAAGCUCCACCUGAAACAAAACCCAAGUUGUUGCCAUCUUUAGGACUUGGAUUCAAAUGAGCCAGGUGAGUCAGGAGGGCCAAUAGGAAAGAGAAUCUUACAAUUUGACCGGAGUGGAAUAUCAUGCAAUUUGAACUUAGUGUUCAUAUCAGCCAGAAGCUUGAAAUGGGGUUCAAAGAUUUUCAUCUCACGCUAGUCAAGAGUUUAGGGCUGGGGAGAUUCCUCAAGAGAGAUGGCGGCGGUCCAAGAAAGAAGAAAGGCAAGGCCGGGAAUAAUAACACUACUACUGGUAAAAAGAGGCCUUCAUGGUUGACGCCGGUGUCGCACGGGUACCAUGCGGUGGAGGGAAGGUCUCCGACCGCCGGCGGAUGGGCGGAGGACGAGGCGGAGGUGGUGGUGCAACGGGAGGAGGUGGAGGAGUGUGAGUGGUGGUUUUAUGGAGUUUUGCACGCUAGGAUUGGUGCAGGCGUCACGGAGUAUUUACAAGACCAUUUGUUCAAUGGAAAGCUUAAAGAGUCACAAAUGAGGUUGAAGAGCAAGGAGACAAUGAAAAAGGCACACCUCAAGGCAAGAACGAAGAUCACGAUGGAAACAGAGACGCCAGAGAAGGAGCGGCACCGCCAUCUCGGUUCAGCAUCUGCAAUUGUGAUGAAUGGAGAGAGGCUUGUAAUCGCAAACAUGGGCGACUAUAAAGCUGUUAUUUGCAAUGACGGCGUGGCCUUCCCGGUUGGGACACGCCGACACAAGAACUGUUGGUCCUGUAAAUUGUUUCCAGGAGCAGUAAGGAAUCCAAGAAUGCAUGGAGCUGCACCUGAUGCUACAAGAAAUGCUGAUAGGUUUCUUGAGGAUUCUAGAAGCUCGGAACUUGCUGUCAUGUCAGAAAGAAUAGACGGCAACACAGAGCUUGUGAUCCUAGCUAGUAGUGGUGUGUGGGAGGUUAUGAAGGAGCAAGAGGCAGUGAACCUGAUCAGACACAUAGAGGACCCAAAAGAAGCAGCUGAAUGUUUAGCAAAGGAGGCUUCAACCAGGAUGAGCAGAAGCAAGAUUGCGUGUUUGAUUAUUCGGUUUGACUGAAGCUGCAUGCGAAGUAUCAUUCGUUAAAAAAAGAAAUGCUCAGAAAGAAGAAGAUGACUGCUUGAUAAUAGGCCGGGCCCGUCCCCUUUCAUGCAAAUGGAGUUUCCAGGGGAUUCAUAUAUUGGCCAGAACAACAGACUCGAAGCAUAUGUUGCAAUCAAUUUGUGAAGACUCA